AUGGGUCUCUUUGAUAUGGAAAAGCCGAUCUCGAAGCUGGACCGCCACCGCGUCCUUGCGCCCAAGGCCGGUGUGCGUGUCUCGCCUCUCUGCCUCGGUGCGAUGUCGCUCGGCGACAAGUGGAAGGACACGAUGUCCGGCGGUCUGGACAAGCAGGGCAGCUUCGAGCUGCUCGACGCCUUCUACAAGCUCGGCGGCAACUUCAUCGACACGGCCAAUCUCUACACGGACGGUCAGAGCGAAGAGUUCAUCGGCGAGUGGAUGGAGGCACGAAAGAACCGCGACGAGAUGGUCAUCGCCACCAAGGCCACCUCCCCCUACCGCAACCGCGAGCUCGGCACCCACAUCGGCACCAACUUCGUCGGCAACUCGGCCAAGUCCAUCGCCGUCUCCACCAACGACAGUCUCAAGAAGCUGCGCACCGACUACAUCGACAUCAUGUACAUCCACUGGUGGGACUGGUCCACCAGCAUCGAGGAGAUGAUGCAGGCGCUCAACAAGCUCGUCCAGUCCGGCAAGGUGCUCUACCUCGGCGCCAGCGACAUGCCCGCAUGGGUCGUCGCCGCCGCCAACACGUAUGCGCGCGCACACAACCUCGCCCAAUUCGUCGUCUACCAGGGCCGCUGGAAUGCCGCCGAGCGCGACUUUGAGCGCGAGAUCAUCCCCAUGGCACGCGAGUUUGGCAUGGCCCUCGCUCCAUGGGGCGCGCUCGGCGCAGGUCGAUUCAAGACGCCCGAGCAGGUCGCCGAGCGCGAGAAGACGCAGGGCCCGCUGCGUGGCGGCGGAGGUCAGCUCACCGAGAACGAAAAGAAGAUCUCGGCGGCGCUCCAUCAGAUUGGCCAGGAGCUUGGCGGCAUCAGCAUCACUGGCGUCGCUCUCGCCUACGUCUGCUCCAAGUACCCCUACGUCUUCCCCAUCGUCGGCGGCACCAAGGUUUCGCACCUCGAGGACAACGUCAAGGCCAUCGGCAUCGUUCUCACCGAUGAGCAGAUCAAGAAGAUCGAAGACACUAUCCCCUUCAACCACGGCUUCCCCCUCUCCAUGAUCCAGGAGGACCCGCACCUCACGGGCGAGACCAAGUUUGGUCUUCUCGGCCACGGCGGCCAUCUCGACUGGGUCAAGCACCCCAAGGCGCCCGCCUUCUAG
Molecule: messenger RNA, 1146 nt
Organism: Moesziomyces antarcticus
Lineage: Eukaryota; Fungi; Basidiomycota; Ustilaginomycetes; Ustilaginales; Ustilaginaceae
Product: aryl-alcohol dehydrogenase AAD14
Exons: 1
Coding region: 1-1146 (381 amino acids)
Source: RefSeq, a predicted model, not a curated record